CGCCAACACUGCAAACGCCAAUCAACACAACAGUGUCGUGUGUCUCAACAACAACAGUGAUGCUGCGCAGUCGAGUGGUGGUCGUGGUGGUGUUGCUGGUGCUGUGUGUUGUGGAUGUGGUGACAGACAUUGGGCACGCAGCAACGUGCUCCUCGUGCUGCUUGUCCUCCCUUUGGUCGCAGGCCGACGCCGACAACAUCAUCGACAACAUCAUCGACAACAACAACAUCGACAACAACAACAGCAUCGACAACAACAACAAUGAUGGACAACAGCAACAAAUGGCAUGCGCGCUGUCGUGCUUGUGUACGACGAUAGCUGUGGCGGCGGGCAUUGCACAGGCACUGCUGCUGCCACCUGCCGUCACCACCGUUGCACCAAAGCGACGACAACAGCUCGACCGACUUGCAUCCCCUGCAAGGCCGUCACCAUCACGGCAACGACACCAACAACAGCGCAGGCCGUGGACGCUGCUGCACCAGGCCUUGUCGCUUCGCCAAUGCCUCGUGGCGCUGCGCUUGCACAGUGUCUUGGACUUGUACACUGCCCUGACGUCUGCUUCCACCGCAGCCCCCACUGCAGCGCCGUCCCGCUCGUCUAUUGCCUCGUCGUCGUCGUGGUCGUCGUCCUCCUCCUCCUCCCGUGCCCUGUCAACGACGUCGUCCUUCGGGGCGCUCAACCCAUACUCGCUGCGAGCUGACGUGCUUGCGUUUGAUGCGCUGGCAAAGGCACUUCCUGUCUUGCUGUGCCAGUGCGUGUUGCUCUCGCUGCCAGCCUCGCCGGUGGCGUCGCCGCAGCAGAACAGCAACUCCCACACCCUGCGCCACCUCCUGCCUUACCUCUCGCUGGCCUUCUCCCUGUACUCCAUCGUGGCAGCGGUGGUUGCGUACGAAGGCGGGCAGACGCUCGCCAAGAUCAUGGUAAUGGGUCGCCUCCCGCUCUCCCGUCGCAUCGCCCUGUAUGUGCUGCGCUACUCCGAAUUGUCAGCCAUCGUCUCCCUCGCCACAAUCCUCGUCUUCCUUCCAUGGCGCCUCGCUAUCAGCGUCAUCGCCGUGCACCUCAUUCCAACGCUGCCCUUUGUGCGAACCGUCUACCGCUGCUGUCGCAGCAGCGCUCACAGGACUGUCGCUGACACACCCACAACUCCAUUGACAUCACGUCCCACAACAGCACCACCACCACCACCAUCAUCGUCUCCGCUAGCGUCCGCCUACUCCCAUCAACCAACAACAACAACAACCGCAACAGCAACAACCACAGCAUCAUCGCCGUUGUCACCGCUCGCAGCACGAGUGCCGCCCUCUCCACAUGCACUGGCAUCGCCAUUGUCGCUGCGGUCGCCACGCCAUCGCCAUGGUCGGCGUCGCCCGCCCAUGCGCCGCCUCUCGUUUGGGCACGACCAGCUCAUGCAGCAGCUGCAGCAGCGGCUGCACCAACACCAAGGGGGCGCGAGGGAGGAAGAGGUGGAGAGUAGCAUGGGUGGCAUUGUUGAGAGUGGUGGUGAGGAUGGUGAUGGACAUGGAAGGCAUAGCAGUAGUCGCGAUAAUGAUGAUGAUGAUGAUGCUGAUGAUGAUGAUGAUGAUGAUGAUGAUGAUGAUGAUGAUGAUGAUGAUGAUGAUGAUGAUGGAACCACAGAGCGUGACGUUGACGAGUCGGCACAUAGUCGGGUACAGAAGUACGCGGCCCCACAUAACGGCGCCACUCCGCAACACAAGCACCACCAGUGGCGCCAGCACCAGCAACACCAACAGCAACAUGAGCUGGCGCGGCUGCCAAUGUGGUGGUGCUACCUGGUGGCCAUGGUGUAUUGGGACGUGCGUUCGCCCGAUGGCCACAAGCAGCUAGUGCAACCCCAGCAGUACUACGGUGUGCGCACCGUCACAUAUGCACUCGUGUGUGCCCUCCUCCUCCUCUUCUCGCCCGCGGAGAACUCGGCCGUGCACCCGAGCACCCCGCCCCCCAUCACACGCGUGUUUGUGGCCAGCGUGGUGGUGCUUGCUGUUGCAUGGAUACCCACGCGCCUGUGGCACUGGAGCAACCUCGUGCCACGCCGCCGCAUUGCCCAGGACGUGGGUGACCGCAGCCCACUGCACAGCCCCUCGGUCGCUGUCCUACACCACCAGCAGUCGCUUAUCUCCGAGCUGCACCAGCGCCAGUCUGCCGCCGCCUCCCGCCUCGCAUCCCCACGCGUGCCCUCUUCCCUGCGCCGUGUUGACGCUGGACACGCGCGUGAGAUCGGCAGGGAUGGUGGUGGUGGUGGUGGUGGUGGUGGUGGUGGUGAUCAUCGUCAUGAUCAUGGUGGUGGUGACAGCAGUCGCAUCUCUGGGAAUGGUGGCGCCCGCACAUACGAUGGAGGCAGCGUGGCGAACAGGAGUGUGAUGAGUGCACGCGUGGAAGCGGGCACGCCUUGUUCGCCGUCGCCUUCUCAGAACGACAGCAUACGCAGAUACCAGGCCUCCGUGGAGAGCGCUCAGGCCAUGCGCCAGCGCCGCGUUGCAGCCAGUGGCGGUGGUGGUGUUGGUGGUGGAGCCAGAGGGACACCACUGCGGCUGUUGUCGUCGCCGUUGGUGCGGUCACGACAAGGCAGCCCGCUCGUGGCAUCGCUCCUGGGACGGCGGCCAGCAGGCACCCCCAACACCAACGCCAAUUCCAAUUCUAAUGCCAAUGCCACCCCCAACACCACCACCACCGCUACGACCACUAUGAUUGCCAACGCUUUCGACUCGUCAUACCCAUCAACGCCAACGCGACCACACACGCAUGCAAGGUCGGCAUUCACUGUGCCAUCGCCUCGCGCAACGCAUAUUCCACGUGCUGGCGAUGGGGUGGAUAGGAAGCAGAAGCCGGUGUUUGACUGGGACGCAGUGGAUGUCACCCGUGGUGGUGGUGAUGAUGGGCACAGUUGUCGGCAGGGUGAUGUGGUGCACGGAGCUGGAGUGGGCGUUGGCGAAGAGCAUUCAGCAAACACGCCGAAUCCGACCCAGCAGCAGCAUCAGUGGCCACGACCAGAGGUGAGGGGCAGUGGAGGGCGGAUGUCAAUGAGAGCAGCAGCAACAGCAGCAACAUCACCACCAGUAAAUACCACACCAAAGAGGGUGGCAACAGCAACAGUGCCAUCAUCGUCAUCGUCAUCGUUGGCAGCAGCAGGAGUGGCAGCAGCCGGCACCACCACAACAUCGUCUCCGCUGGCGUAUAUGGAGCAGGGACGUCGCCACUAUGCGCUCCCUGAACGCAAACCACGCCAUGACGCGCCAAAGACGUUCUUCACACGCACCCUCGGACCUGCACUCUAGCCGUGUGUGUGCGUGUGUGUACAUGUGUGCGUG
Messenger RNA from Salpingoeca rosetta, 3326 nucleotides. RefSeq lists its product as uncharacterized. Gene Ontology annotation, biological process: regulation of transcription by RNA polymerase II. Gene Ontology annotation, molecular function: DNA-binding transcription factor activity, RNA polymerase II-specific; RNA polymerase II cis-regulatory region sequence-specific DNA binding. Gene Ontology annotation, cellular component: nucleus. The transcript has a single exon. The record is from RefSeq and is a predicted model, not a curated record. The coding region runs from base 60 to 3293 and encodes 1077 amino acids. Lineage: Eukaryota; Choanoflagellata; Craspedida; Salpingoecidae.